UGGAAACAGCACCAGUGCUAACAUUAUUACCAAGUUACCCUUGGUACUUAAUAGGAGAAUCUGUCACGAUAAACUGCUCGGUUCCAAACAAAUCAAAGAAACAAUACUUCGAUUUUUUUAAGGACUAUGAAUUAAUCAGCACACAAAACAGUUCCACUUUCGACAUCCAAAGCCUUGAAAACUCUGAUGGUGCUUUGUAUAGUUGUGAAACAUUGCAAAACAUUUCCAGCUCUACAAGAAGCAACAUGAGGCAAAUCCAUGUGUAUGCCCUACCACCAGCACCCGUAGUUUCCCUUGAGCCAUCACAAGAUAUGUAUAUGGCUGGGCAGCCUGUUGCUAUGACCUGUUUUACCUUCAGAGAUCAUGAACAAAAGAUACUCAGAUUUUACAAGAAUGGGCAGAAAAUCUUUUCAUUGGAGUACUUCACCGGAAAUGCAACCUUACACAUAGAUACCUCUCUGCCAGGUUCAGGUGGGAACUAUAGCUGUGAUUAUCAGACAAAGAGGCUUGGAACCUGGAUUAGUUCUAUCACACGUACUGUGUUUGUCAACAUACCAGCAGAUCAGACAACAGCCGGCACAACCAUAUCUACUUCCUCUCUCCUGACAAUGGCAUUCCAAGGAAAUGGUAUCGUAACAUCAGAGGCUCAGGAAACACAUAUAACUACAGGAACAGCUACAAAUGAAGUUUCUAUGGCUUCUGUCUCAUCAACAUCAAAUCAAGAUGAAAACGCUGUUGCAAAAACAUCACCAGAAAUACACUUCUCUACAGGAAUAGCUGUAAAUUCAGUUUCUAUGGUCUCUGUCUCAUCACCAUCAAAACAACAUGAAAACACUGAUGCAAAAACAAUAGCACCAGAAACACACUCCUCUACAGCAUCUGCUUUACUGACCUCACAGAAUAGCAUGGUUUCACAAUGGACUAACCAGACCAACCUGACCACAACUUCAGAUCCCUCAGCAUCAGAAAAGUGGAUAUUUUAUGUUAUUGGCGGCUGUGUCCUCCUUAUUUUAUUGUGUGUUCUUCUGCUUAGGGUCUACUUUUCCAGAAAGGGUAAUAAAUCAAAGCCUGUGAACGCACCACUGUGGGCGAAUAAUGACAUCCCUGAUACAAAGAAAUCAAAGAGGACGUAUAAAGAAACUGAAAUUGAUAUGACUGCACACAUAUAUUCAGAAUUGGACCAGUCUCCACCUCUAAUGAAACUGUCAUCGGCACCAAGACCUUCAGCUUCUUUGGGAUCCUUGGCUCAUAUUAAACCUUCAGCUGUACCUGUAUACUCUACUGUACAGGCUGUUAGCCCUUUGCCUUGUGUAUACUCUACCCUGCUGUCACAAAAACCUUUACAGACUUCUUGUCCAACACUUUUGCAACCAGAAAAUUCAACUUCCUAUGUAAAUUGAUUAUAAUGUUGAUUUUUACAUCUGGUUUAGGGUUUGGAAAAAAACUGCAUGGACUUCACAGAAUGUAUUUAGCUAAUUAAAGUGAAAGUUUAAUUGAGCUGAGAGUAACAGAAUUAUAAAUAGAGGCAUACUCAUUAUGCAGUAUGUGCUUUGAUAUGCUUAACAUCAACUAUUCAGAGUUAGUUGUUAUUAGCCUUUAAAUGGAAUGUAAAAUGGUUUUGCAUAUAUUUUCAUAUAAAAAAAAUUACAUUUAAAUUGCCGGAAAUACAAUACCAUUGCCAGCAAUACAAAAAUGUAAAAA
Rana temporaria (common frog) is the source of this 1701-nucleotide messenger RNA. RefSeq lists its product as uncharacterized. The coding region runs from base 246 to 1400 and encodes 384 amino acids. The record is from RefSeq and is a predicted model, not a curated record. NCBI's taxonomy places the organism in Eukaryota, Metazoa, Chordata, Amphibia, Anura, Ranidae. The transcript is spliced from 10 exons.